GCCGCCUAUGAGGGUGGUGGUUGGGGAUACUGGUGGUGGUGGUGGUGGGGAUGGGUCUGCUGUCGCGGAGGCGGUGCGGGGAGGGGGCAGGAGUACGCGGUCGGAGCGCCGGGGGACGCGGAACGUGCGCGAGCCCCUGCCCCGGCAUAGCCUGGUGCUGAUGGAUAUGCCGGGGUACGGCCUGAACAGCAAGGCGGAGUGGGGCACCGAGAUCGCGAAGUACCUGGGCCGGCGGGCCAUGCUGCGGGGCGCCGUGCUGCUGGUGGAUGCGGUGGCGGGCGUGAAGAGCGGCGACAGGAUGGUGCUGGGGAUGCUGAGGGACGCCGGCGUCAGGACCGCCGUGGUGCUGACCAAGGCGGACAAGCUGGGGUACGGCGCCACCGAGGCCGGCGAGAGCGCCGUCAAGGGCAUGUGCCUGCGCGUGUGGGAGGAGCUGAGGGCCGUUGAGAAGUCCAGCCUGACCUGGCUCGAGGGGGAGGGCUGGGAGAGGGAGAUCUGGGUCACCGGUGCGGGGGAUCCGAAGAACGGAGGGGUCGGCGUUGAGGGGGCGAGGUUGGCCAUCUGUCGCAUGGCGGGCCUCAUUGAGGAUAACAGGAUGUUAGAUGUCCCCCACGAAUCUCCGACUGGGAAGAUUGUGCCCUUCGAUCAGCUACAGUGGGCACCAAGCAGCACGCCGAACAGCACACCGAGCAGCACACAAACCAUACCGACCCCAUUCCAGAGCAUACCACAGAGCGCCACACCAGUGAGCCGUCCUCGGGGACGCACGCACCGAGCAUCAUUCUGAACGGACCGGACAUAACUGGCUCCAUGUAUAACAAACCACUCAUAGAUGUAACAUAUGUGAUACCCAUGUAUUUUAUGGAAGACCAAACGACACUAUCCUCCUGUCUAUAUUCAAAACACAUACAGAUCCUACCCGGGAGAAACAAUACUUUUGCUAGGCACA
This is a messenger RNA of Phialemonium atrogriseum, 949 nucleotides long. RefSeq lists its product as uncharacterized. The record is from RefSeq and is a predicted model, not a curated record. NCBI's taxonomy places the organism in Eukaryota, Fungi, Ascomycota, Sordariomycetes, Cephalothecales, Cephalothecaceae. Bases 8 to 787 code for a protein of 259 amino acids. Gene Ontology annotation, cellular component: mitochondrion. The transcript has a single exon.